This is a messenger RNA of Pseudo-nitzschia multistriata, 1885 nucleotides long. Lineage: Eukaryota; Bacillariophyta; Bacillariophyceae; Bacillariales; Bacillariaceae. The record is from the annotation of a GenBank genome assembly.
GUGAUCUAUCUUCUGUUUUUCUGUUCGACUUCCGAAUUCCAACAACCUCCAUCGUCGCUAUCAAAGGAAUGAAACCGUGACAGCAAUCGAUAAUUACACAGAACCACGCAGUAGUUGUUGCCCAUUCCCAUGUUGUUCCGUGCUUUCUGGACAUGUCUACUGCUCGUCGGCAUCGGCGUCGACAUCGUAACAUCGUGGGGAGAAGAUGGGUAGGAUGAUAGGUCAUGCUCUGUUAUACUGCUUUAGUUGUUCUCUCUCUCUCUCUCUCUCUCAUGUUGAUCUUUUCCUAUUGAUUUUUGUUGCCAUUGUUAGCCACAUCAUAAUCGGUAUGUACAAUCGAGUUGGGCGAAAUUGAUCGAGCAAAUCGGUCGAAAUACGAAGCACAGAAUUCAUUGCCAGAAACAAAAAUCAUAUUUUAUGCGUCCGUUUUCUCACGAUGAAGAUUCCUCUCAUCUUUAAUUCUUUUUCACAGCAAACUUGGCGUGGCGACGCCUUUCAACGCAGGUUCAGGUCCAAGUUUCUACAAUAUUGAACAUAGCCAACGCCACUCAAGUUGAAGAUUUAGGAUCUCCGAUGGCUGUUGUAGCCAACUGGGCAGACCACGUUAGACCGUUUUUGCCAUGGACUGGGCCAAUGCAUUUCAUAGAUGUGAGAGAUGAUCUUAUCGAAGGCGGAUGUCACUUUCAUUAUGAAUCCUUGAGGACGGGAGGCAAUGAUUCUUCUGCAACCUCCGACCUGUGCGAGUUUCAAUACUACCAUCGAGACUGCGUGAACGAGAUAUGUGUCGCGGGAGCUAUUUUAAAUUAUUCCACACAGCUUAUUGAAGGGCAGCAGCAGCAGAAGCUUGGAACAAAGGAUGAACAAAACUUCAGAAUUUCAUCUUCCUCGCGCCAUUUGAGGCAAGGAUUUGAAACGGAACCAGUGACGAUCGAUUACAGUAUGAAAUACAUGCGACAAGCUCUGAUGUUCCUCAUUCAGUAAGUCUUCGUGCCUCAAAGAUAUUGUCGAUGUACCAUAUUGAGGAACAAUUCAAUUGAUCUUUCUGACACUUUUCUUUCCAAUCCUAAAAAAUCGUAUUUCAAUCUGAAAUGAUAAGUUUUGUUGGUGAUAUACACCAGCCCUUGCACGUGUCGCGAACUUCUGACAGAGGAGGGAACGAUAUUCCUAUCAAAUACAACCCUAUCAAUGAAAAUACAACAUCAUACGCUGGAGAACACAACCAGCGGAAAAAUCUUAUAGAGCAGUAUUCUACCACUCACUACCAUGCUCAUAAUCUUCACUCUGUUUGGGAUACUGCUAUGAUCAAAACGGCACUGGAACGAGAUUAUAGCUCUGAUGCUGAGUCCAAACCUCGAUAUGCAAUGGAAUCAGCUCUGGAAUCAAUUUUGACAAAUCAUACUGACUGGUUAGAGCAAUUCACAAGUUGCCAAAAGGGGUCAGGAGCUCGUCAUUUGGAAUGUGUUAUUGGAUGGGGACAAGAAAGUUGGUCGCAAGCCCUGCAAUACGCGUACACUAAGAACUCGCCAUGGGUAACUGAUAGUAGAGAUAUCAUAGAGGUUGCCCCUGGCGACGAGAUUGAUGAAGCUUAUUAUAGAAGUCGAAUCCCUAUUGUCGAAGAACAAUUGAUUGCAGGAGCUAUUCGGUUGGCGGCUACUCUAGAAGAUAUCUUUGGUCAUAAGGAGGACAUGAAUGGUUGCAAUGGAUCGAAGCCUGGAAUGGUACAGCAGACAUCACGAAUGGAAGGUAUCCGCACGUGGUCUUACAUUUCGCUAUUGCGCUAUUGAACGAGACUGACCCUCAAAGGAGCCAAUUGAAAUUUCUACAGAAAUAUUCCACAAGUAUAGCAGCAAAAGCGAAUCUUCAGACGCAUACGUCGGUUAGUACU